AUGAGUUCUAAUUCCCAAUGGGAUUCAUAUAUUGAAGGAGGAGUUUUAAUCGAUGUCAGGACUCCUGAAGAAUGGGACGAAGAACAUAUUGAAGAAGCAAUACUUAUUCCAAAUUAUGAGUUAAAAAAUGAAAUUUCGAACUAUGUCCCAAAUUUGGAAACACCUAUAAAUGCUCAUUGUGAGCAUGGUAUCAGAUCUGCAAACGCAAAGGCUCUUUUAUUAAAAUUGGGAUAUAAGAAAGUUGCAAAUUUGGGAAGUUAUGGAGCAGCUAAAAGAGCUUACAAUGAAUACAAGAAUAGAAAAUAA
Messenger RNA from Trichomonas vaginalis G3, 306 nucleotides. RefSeq names its product rhodanese/cell cycle control phosphatase family. The record is from RefSeq and is a predicted model, not a curated record. The transcript has a single exon. Lineage: Eukaryota; Parabasalia; Trichomonadida; Trichomonadidae. The coding region runs from base 1 to 306 and encodes 101 amino acids.